AAAACGAUCAAAAUAAAGUUUCACCAAACACAAACAACGACAACAAACGGUUUUGCAACAACAUUAACAACAACAACUGUAGGAACAAACAGCAACAGAAACAACAUUUAACGGGUCCAAUGUUGCAGCAAACAACAUGCAGCAAACAACAAUGGCAGCAGUAUCAAGAAGAAGAAAAAGAACUAGUGCAACAACAACAGCAAGAACAGCAGCAGCAGCAGCAACAGCAACAGCAGCAGCAACAGCAGCAGCACCACGAACAACAGCAAACAGCUAAGGCUACUAGCUACAGCAACAUUGUGCGCCUUGGCAACAUGGGCCUUAGCAACAUGCUGCCAGCCAGCAAUAGCACCACGACAACGAUAGAUUUCAACAGUCGCCGGCGACGCGGUCGCCUACGGGCCGCCCACAAAUGUUGCCAACAAGUGCCAGCAACAAAUGCAAAUGUUGCUUAUACACAACAACAACCACAAAAACAACAGAAACAGAAACAGCAACAACAACAACAACAUACGAAACAAACAAAACACCAUGCAAAGCUUUUGUUAUCAAUAAUGUGCGCGUACAUUGUCGAUUGUGUAAAUAUUUUAAAACGCUUAGUAUUAUUAACGUUAACAACAACUACAACUGCAACUAAUAAUAAUAACAAAAAUAAGAACAACAAUAGGCACGCCCGUAGGCGUGGUCAGCCGCAAUGCUGCCUCAUGCUGCUCCUGCUGCUCUGCCUCUGCCUCUGCAGCGCUCAGGCCCACAAGCCGAAGAGCGUGCACAAGCAACAACACCAACAGCAGGAGCAUCAGCCGGCGCACAACAACGAUGUCACGUUCAACAACAUGGCCGACGUGCCGCCCACUUAUCAAGUGAAAUCAUCGCAAACAUCGAAUGAGGACGAAGCCGAAAUCCUUUACCAGUCCGCUGAAAUGUUUGGCGAGGAGGAGGAGGACGACCUUGCGGAUGGACGUGAGCCGAGCGGACGGCAGGUGAACGAGGAUAAUGCGUCCAACCCACGCGGUAUCAAUGACUCGCUAACCGACAGUUCAAACACCACGAAAACGCCAUUAUUUCCAAAGGAUCUAUUCACGAAAGAACAGCUUGAGAACGGCGCUGUCAUCCUGCACAUUAUCGGAGUUAUUUACAUGUUUGUGGCGCUGGCAAUUGUCUGCGAUGAAUUCUUCGUGCCUUCCCUUGACGUAAUCAUUGAAAAGCUCGGCAUCACGGACGAUGUGGCCGGCGCAACGUUUAUGGCGGCGGGUGGCAGUGCACCAGAGCUCUUCACGAGUGUCAUUGGCGUUUUCGUGUCGUUCGACGAUGUUGGCAUUGGUACGAUUGUGGGAUCCGCUGUCUUCAACAUCCUGUUUGUCAUUGGAAUGUGUGCGCUGUUCUCGCGAACGGUACUCUCGCUGACCUGGUGGCCUCUGUUCCGCGACUGCUCAUUCUACAGCAUCAGCCUGCUGGUGCUGAUCUAUUUUUUUCGCGACAAUCGCAUCUUCUGGUGGGAGGCGCUCAUCCUAUUUACCAUAUACAUUGCCUAUGUGACCUUCAUGAAGUGGAACGUGCAGGUGGAGCAUUGCGUCAAGAAGAUGAUUACCAAAAACAAGGUGACUCGCGUCCGAAGUACAGAUCAACUUAUGCCUGCAGUAAGUAGUUGGGAAGUUUUUUUGCAAAAUCAAAAAUCAAAAAUGAAAAAAAGAGAAUACUCAAAAAUUUCUCUGAACUAUUCUUUAGUUUCUUAG
Messenger RNA from Drosophila navojoa, 1733 nucleotides. RefSeq names its product solute carrier family 24 member Nckx30C (gene Nckx30C). Gene Ontology annotation, molecular function: calcium, potassium:sodium antiporter activity; calcium channel activity. The record is from RefSeq and is a predicted model, not a curated record. Gene Ontology annotation, cellular component: plasma membrane. Gene Ontology annotation, biological process: intracellular calcium ion homeostasis; calcium ion transmembrane transport. Lineage: Eukaryota; Metazoa; Arthropoda; Insecta; Diptera; Drosophilidae.